ACAUCUCUUUUCAUUAUAAAAUAUCAGAUAGAAAUAACUUCGAUUCUGGGAGAUUUUCUGUGGAUAUUUGUCAGUGUGCUCGGCUACUCAAAACUCUUGAACCGAGUCACUGACUGAGUCGGCGAAUGUGAGCACACGCCGGAAAUAAUGGAAGAUGUAUGUGCAAUCGGAGGGGUCGGGGAAGACAGGAAGCUGAGGACGCACCAUCAUCAGCAAGCACUGAAGUGUCCUAGGUGUGAUUCACUCAACACAAAGUUUUGUUAUUACAAUAAUUAUAACCAAUCUCAGCCGCGGCACUUCUGCAAGAGCUGCCGGCGGUACUGGACUAAAGGCGGUAUCCUCCGUAACGUCCCCGUCGGAGGCGGAAACCGGAAGACGAGCAAGCGGUCCAAACCGAAAAAAGAACGCAAGUCGAAUUCGCAUUCAAGCAGCAAGAGUCCCAGUCUCGCCGCCGCCGUGAUGGCUGCCACUCCCACCUCAGCCAGUGGCAACAUCGGCUCCACUACUGAAUUAGGUUAUAAUUUUCCUGAAUCGAAGUUUUAUAAUGUGAAUCCGAAUCCACAGGCUACGACUACAAACCAUAGCUUUGAUUCACAGCCGGUGGUGAAUCAACCGCCGGACAUCCAGAUUUUCACCGGCUUCGGAAGCUUCGCGAGCCUGGAAAAUAUGCUAGAGUUUAACAUAGCCGACAUUUUCACAUCGUCCGAUCCGCUAGAGCAAGCUUCGAUCGUAAAGAAUCCUAUCUCGGAGAUUAUGGAUCACACGGUUAAGCAGAUUGACUUCGAAGAGGAUAAUCGAAUGACUGACAGCGGAUUUGCGGCGGCGCUAGAUUGGAGAACCAUCGCUGGCGGCGGUGGCGAAGCAGGACGAUGCGGAGAUGAAGGGCCGUUUGAUUUCAGUGGGACCGUUGAUAAAGCUUACUGGAGUGAUCAAUCUCUUAAUUAUCUUCCAUAAAUCACUCUGUAAGAUUUAAGGCUGUAUUACAUAAAUUAUUUUUUAAUAUAAAAAGAGAGAAUAGUUUGAGGUCAUUCAAAUGAUAUUCUGAUCUACAAAAUUAAUAUUUUCUGAAAAUAAUAUUAAAUUAGUUAUUAUUACAA
Molecule: messenger RNA, 1097 nt
Organism: Olea europaea var. sylvestris
Lineage: Eukaryota; Viridiplantae; Streptophyta; Magnoliopsida; Lamiales; Oleaceae
Product: dof zinc finger protein DOF5.4-like
Exons: 1
Coding region: 148-954 (268 amino acids)
Biological process (GO): regulation of DNA-templated transcription
Molecular function (GO): DNA-binding transcription factor activity; DNA binding
Source: RefSeq, a predicted model, not a curated record